Biomphalaria glabrata is the source of this 4339-nucleotide messenger RNA. RefSeq names its product carboxypeptidase N subunit 2-like. Bases 385 to 2274 code for a protein of 629 amino acids. The record is from RefSeq and is a predicted model, not a curated record. Gene Ontology annotation, molecular function: protein binding. NCBI's taxonomy places the organism in Eukaryota, Metazoa, Mollusca, Gastropoda, Planorbidae. Gene Ontology annotation, cellular component: extracellular matrix. The transcript is spliced from 4 exons.
UUUUAAUUUCUCAAAUAAAAGACUGAACUACACAAUGAUAAACACACUGACACUGGCACUGGAUAAGCAUCAUAAAUGACAUUUACUAUGAUUUAGAUCUAUCAUCAUGGAUUUAUCAUUAACAGUUCCUUUUUAACUACCGUCUUUAUUGCAUCAUUAUUAGUCAGUGUGUAAACUCAACUGUCAUUCAGUUAUAACUCAGUGACUCAGUCUGAGUACUCUGAGUCUCAUCAGACUCACAACUCACAGUCACAGUUCUCACUUCUGACACUGACACUACUUCUGACUUCUGAAACUUCUGUCACUGCCCAUUCAACACAGUGGCUUUAUAGAGAAAUUUAUAUGCUGAAUUUUUUUUUGAUGAAACUACUGUAAACAGAUUCAAUGCUCCCCAUCAGAUACUCAAUAGUCUCAGGCGGCAUCAUUUCUUUUCACCCAUUCUGGUACAAGUCUUCUAGUGGAGGAUUAAGCAUUCUCUUUUUCAUUCUCACUUUUGUAUCUGUGGCCUCAGCUCAAGCAUGCCCUCCAUCCUGUUUUUGUUUUGUUGGGGACGUGAUAUGCAGGAAGGGUCCCCUGAUGGAUAUAUUCACGCAAAUGAAAUCAGACACUGUAAACUUGACCUUGGAUAACAUCAAGGGAUUACAAAUUAUCAAUCCUUCUCGUAUGAAAGAGUUAUCGGUGGAUGGAAGUUUACUUGUUAAAAUAAGGAUAGUAUCCUGCUAUGUUCAGGAUGUAGAAGCUCAUACAUUUGAAAAGUUCCCCAAUUUGAAAGAACUUGAUCUGAGUAAUAAUGAAAUUACUAUCAUAAGAGCAGAUGCCUUCCUAGGCCUGAGUUAUCUCAUGUAUUUAAAUUUGUCACACAAUCGUCUGUCCAAUGUUGCAGGAAUAUUCAACUCAUUGUCUAAACUAAAAACUUUGGAUAUUAGUUGGAACUUCAUUAAGAAUUUGACUUCGGAAGCCUUUGUCCUACAGGAUAUACUAACUUCCUUGAAACUUGAUGGUAAUCCUCUAAAAACACUGCAUGGAUCAAGCUUUAGAAGUCUGUUUAACUUAAAGGAGUUACGAGCUAGAGAAUGCAGCCUGACUGACGUAGGUAAAGAUGUCUUUGCCUUCAUGCCUUCGCUUGUACUGAUUGACUUGGGUCUUAACAGACUAAAAGAGGCACCUCAUCCUGAAGUUUUCUCUAAGCACCGCUACUUGAGAACUCUGAUUCUUUACCACAACGUCAUUGAAGUUUUGUUUCCUGACAAUUUUGUCAGCCCUGGGCUGUACGCAGUUGACCUCUCAUCAAACAGGAUCAAUAAAAUUGAUCAUCUGGCCUUCAGAGGAUCUGGGAUCAGAAAAUUAGACCUUUCCCACAAUUCAAUUAUCUCUUUAGACCCUCCAGUUUUAAAAGAACUCUCCACUUCUGUUACACACUUGAAUUUAACUAGUAACCCACUGCGGAUUUUAUCGCCAGGACUCUUCAGCAACUUACAGUCCUUGGAGUAUCUAAAUAUUUCAAAAUGUUCUUUAGAAGAAUUUAGUGUUGAGGCUUUUGAAAGCCUGGGAAAGUUAGCUCAGUUAGAUAUAUCGCACAACGAGCUACAUUUUUUACCAGAGGGUGCUUUUAAGUUGUUUAAUAAAAUUUCUUCCAUUACUUUAGAACAAAAUUCUUGGGAAUGUGACUGUAAAAUUAAACCAUUAAGGGAUUGGUUAGUUAAUAAAGACAGGCCCACAAAUUUACAAUGCUUGAAUGGCGGUCUAAACGACACAGAAUGCUCUAGGUUGAUGUGCAUUCCAGCACAUGCAACUGAGAGCAAAGAAAUUUCCAUGCUGACAGAUUCCGAACUGUCUGAAUGUCACUCGGAGAGCUCUUCUAAUCUGGCAGCUGGAACACAGGGUGCCAUAGUAGCAUCUUGUAUGGGCUUUGCUAUUAUUCUGUUACUAUUUGCCAUUUUCUUAUGGAGGAAAGGUCAAACGGGUCAAAAACUCAAGAGAAUCUGUGUGCCGUCCGAAGCAGAGAGUUCACAUGUGAUAGAUGAAGAUUCCAAGAUUCCACCACUGGCCAACUGUGACAGAAACUCACUUACUCACUCUGACCACAACUUUGUGUUCCGGCAUUACUUUGACCAUCUGACUACAAAUAUGGAUGAAAUAGAGACUACUGAUGAGGAUGAGCUGGCUCAGGGAGAAGCUGACCCCUUAAAGCAAAAAGACAGUCUGUAUUCCUCAGAGCCAUCACUGUACAGCCAUCCAACUGAAGCUGCUUAUGGAAUGGAAUCUACUGUUUGAUAGAAUCACUUAUUAACAAUCAUUUUUUUGAUUCAUUUUUGGAAUGGAAUCUAUUGCACUUUUCUAAUGGAGUUGAAUGUGAUGAAUGAUUCACCUUGAUAAUGGAAGUCUUUAUAAUUCAUUGAGACAAGUGAAUCUACAUUAUGAUUCAGUUUUUUUGUCUACAUUAUUAACUACAGUAUACCACAUAUAUAUAUGUAAGCAUAGUUUAUCUUUCAACAAUUUGUAAUUUAAUCGUUUGACUCCUUCUCCCCAUCUGUCUUACAGAGUUUACUGGCAAAAUAUUGUAUAUUGAACAUGUCAUAUAUUUUUUCUUUGUUCCCUUUGUUUAAAAUGUAUACCUUGAGCAGUAUUUGAAUUACUGUGUUCUAGUUCUUUGGCCUGUUUCUGUAUGAAUGUAGCUUACUACGGGAAAUAGAUUGUAUUUGACUUUUUUUUCUUUCUGUGUCAUUUUUGUAAAAAUACUAUUUGACGAGUCACAUUAACCAAAGAAUGCCUUAGCUCUUGUUCCUCGUAAUUUGUUUUACACAUUUUUUUUAUAAUCAUAUAUAUUAUAUAAUAUAUUAAUAUGGAGUAUGGUAGCCAAGUGGUAAAUGGUUUGAUUUUCAAACCCAGGGGUCUUGAGGGAAGACUUGGAUUUAGACUUUAGGAUUUUAAGGAUGCUCCUGAGUCCACCCAACUCUAAUACCUGGGAUAAAUUAGACGUGGAAAGACAGCUGGUUGUUGUGCUGGCCUCUUGACACCCUCUGUUAGCCAUGGAAACAGAUGAGCUUUACACAGGUCACAAUGUCUUAAAGGGAUACCUUUUUAUAUAUAUAUCUAUAUAUUAAUAACUGCCACAUAGUAGAUUCAAAUAAAGUGUGUAUAAUAUAAACAUGUUAAAGUAAAAGUAGCUCUUAGGUAAAUAAAUGUAUUUAAGAACAAAUAUAUAUGUAUGUGAAAUUUGUGAUGUAGGCUACUUUUUCUGUAUUAAUUUUAUCUGAAAAUAUUUGUACAGAAGAGCUCUUCCACGUUUACUUGAAGCUCUGUGUAAUGAUACUUCUCACAAUUUCUGAAGCUUCUAAAUCUUUACCUUUUGUAAAAAUAUUGAGAUUGUUUUUUUUUACAACAGCUUUUCUUUUAUAGUUUUGCCAUGAUAAUUGUGAGUGCUUUGUAUUAUGUACCUUUUAUACAUAUCCCUUUAUUUUUCUGAUCACAGAAACAUGGCUUUUUUUUUUUUUUCUGUAUCAGAAACAGAUUUUUCCAAAUUAUACAAAACAAUAUAUUAUUUAUAUCUUGUAGUUUCUAAACAAAAAAUGCAUUCCUUUUUUUAUAUUUGUACAGUCUUUGAAUUAAUAUGGUCAGCUCCUUACAGAUGCCACAGACAGCAUUUUUUAAUGGUUAUAAAUGCUUGUGGGUUAAAUGACCGUGAAGGUGACUUUAUGCAUAAUCAUUUCCAUAGUUUUUCAUGGUUGCUAGAAUCGUAAUUUAGUUUCAAUGUUUUCUGUUAAUUUCUGCACAACCAUUGUAGCCAUUGAGAUUAUAUUAUUAUAUUAUAUAUGCCACCUGUAUGUGGCAGGGCAAGGUUAAUAAAGGCUAUAUGUGCCACUUAGUGGCUUCAUUAUAAGUCAUAUAAAUAUAUAUAUAUAUAUAUUGAAAUGGGUGAACAUCUUUGUAACAACUUAUAUCUAUUAAUUUAUCAUUUCCUUGUUUUGAUUUGUUGUAUUGAUGCGUUUCGAACCCUAACCUUUUCCAACAUUCCUCUUUGUUGAUCUAGCUCAAUUGUUAUAGUUUGCAAUCUGUUGUUUUUAUUUUCCCUGCCCCUACUUUUACAAAAGUCUUUUAUUGACAUUUGUCACACACUCCACAAAGUUUAUUUCUUCUUUUUCAAAAAAAAAAAAAAAACCCUGUAAAAAAAACCAUUUCAUGGAAUAAUGUUUGGUGUAUUCAGAACAAUUUGAACUGUGGGAAGCGUGGUUGAGAGGCCAAGUGCGCUUGAACUUUGCUUGGCUUGGCUACCUAGAAGGGGGCUCGAGGUUCGACCCCCGACUCGGGCAGCACGGGAAACCAACUCCUAGAUACCCCC